GUUGAUACACUGGCAAGAAAUGGCAUGGACUUCACGAAAGGUCCACACUAAUCACCAUGACCAGAGCAGCCAAUCUUUGUUCUUUGUUAGAUGCCCACUGGACUUAAACUGAAGGGUCUGCGAUGAAAUGAAAAUACAAAGUCAAGAACAUACAUAAAUGUGGGAGAGGUACACGGGAUGAGGAGUCUGCAUGUACGCAUGUAAGAGAAUCUAAGAGAAUAAAAAAUGUCAGAUGAUAUCAGGAAAAGGUUUGAAUUUCCAAAUUCUCUUAUCCAGUCACAGGCUGUGGGUCAUCUUAUCGCUGCGGUCCUAAAGGAAAAUGGCUUUUCAGAAAAGAUCCACCAAUCCACAAAUCAGACUCCGGCUUUGAACUUGCUGUGGGAGAAGUGUUGCAGUGAUAAUGUGGUGGUUCGAACAGCCUGCUGUGAGGGUCUGGUGGCACUUGUUGUCCAGGAUCAUGCAGAGUUCAGCUAUGUGCUCAAUGGGAUUCUCAACCUGAUUCCAUCGACCAGGAACACACAUGGCUUGCUAAAAGCCGUUAUGAAGUUGUUACAAAUGCAAGCUCUAAAGGAAGGACAAGGUGGGGAGAAGAAUCUUCGGAAUUUAUAUACUAUUAGAAAUCCUCCUCAGCCUUUGAUCACUGUGCUUGAACACAGACCUGAUUGCUGGCCAGUACUUCUGCAGCAGCUGACGGCAUUUUUCCAGCAAUGUCCUGAAAGGUCAGAAGUUUCAUGUAUCCAAAUAAUGGCACCGUUUCUGUGGUAUCUGUAUUGCGAACCAUCCCAGUUACAAGAAUACUCUAAACUCCGCCUGACCCUGCGGAAAGUCUUACUUCAACCCCGGAUUCCUUGUGACCCAGAGCGGCCAUCAACAUUGGAACAACAGAUUCUUCAACUGUGUUGUGACAUGGGUCCAUGUCUGCAGGUAAAAGAUUUGAUCCAGACAACAGAAGUGAUGAUGUUUAUUGAAGAAGUAUAUUUAAGCCUUCUGCGUCAUCCCAUUUUCUGGAAAAUUCAGCUUACCCAGCUGACCCUUCAGCUCUUGUGUGUCUGUGAAGUCAGCUUACAAAUAACUGGAGAAUGUUCAUCUUUAAUUCACCUUUUAGAGCACAGUGUUGAACUUCUGAAGGAGGAUUUCCCUGUUGAACUGGUCAUCAUCGGAAUAGCUUUACUACUUCUACAAACUCCAGCAAGUCAGCAGAAGCCGAUCUUAAGUCUAGCUCUGAAGCUCCUCUCUUCUACUGAGGGUCAGAAAAUCCCAAAGUGCUCCUUGGUGCUGGUGAUGCCCCUUCUGCAGAUCCUGUCGUCCACGGCCUUGGAAGACUGUAUGUCCAUGGAUGAAGAAGGCCCCUCUAGGCAGCACUUGGCCCUAAACCUAUUGGAAAUAGUGCAGCAGGAAUCCUACAGAGAUGACCAUCAAAAGCUCUCCUACAAGCUUGCGUUCCCCAUAACCAGCAUGUAUGGAUCAAUAUUUACAGCCUGGAGGAUCCUCGAAGCAAUGAGAGAAAAGUCUGCUGCAAGUGACUGGUUGUUUUCCAUAGAGUCCUUGCUCCCUAUAACCACAGUAAUCCCUGUGCAUGUGUUUCUUCUGCUGGCUUACCUCCUUGUUGAAGAUCAAGGACAGAAUCUUCGCCAAAUACUGAAGGUCACUACAAAAUUAGCCCAAGCAGAUUCCUCUCAGGUACCAAAUCUGAUUCCAGUUUUGAUGUUCAAAUUGGGAAGACCACUGGAGCCUGUAUUAUAUAAUGAUAUCUUGUAUACUUUGCCAACACUUGGUGUUCACAAGGUGUGUAUAGGACAAAUUCUUCGAGUGAUCCAGCUCCUUGGAACUACUCCACAACUAAGAGCUGUCACUCUGCGCUUGUUGACAUCUUUGUGGGAAAAGCAGGAUCGUGUAUAUCCUGAACUGCAGCGUUUCAUGGCCAUGUCCGACGUGCCUUCGCUGUCUGUGGGCAAGGAAGUCCAGUGGGAAAAACUGAUCGCUAAAGCAGCAUCAAUCAGAGACAUAUGUAAGCAAAGGCCCUAUCAGCAUGGUGCAGAUAUGCUGGCAGCCAUUUCCCAGGUGUUGAAUGAGUGCACCAAACCUGAUCAAGCCACUCCGGCCGCCUUGGUGCUGCAAGGUCUUCAUGCCCUCUGCCAAGCUGAGGUUGUUUGUAUUCGCUCCACGUGGAACGCGCUGUCCCCAAAGCUCAGCUGUGACACGAGACCUCUCAUUUUGAAGACCCUCAGUGAACUCUUUUCUCUGGUUCCUUCUCUGACAGUCAAUACAGCUGAAUACGAGAAUUUUAAAGUCCAAGUCCUCAGCUUCCUCUGGACCCAUACUCAAAACAAGGAAUCAGUCGUAGCAAACGCUGCCUAUAAAUCUCUGUCACAUUUUAGUGCAGGAGAGCACACCAUUCUUCACCUGCCUGAAGAGAUAAGACCAGAAAUCCCUAUUCCUGAUGAGCUAGAUGAAGAUGAAGAUGAUGAGGGUGAUGAAAAGGAUCUGGAUCUUUCCAUUCCUGGCUCUUGCUAUCUCAAACUGUUGUCGCUUACUGCUCCUUCGGUUUUACCAGCUUUGGAGGAAUUUUUUACAUCUCUUGUGAAGCAAGAAAUGGUGAAUAUGCCCCGUGGAGUAUAUCACUCUGCAUUAAAAGGAGGUGUUCGCUCAGACCAAGGAAAGACUGUAGCAGGAAUCCCCAAUUUUAUAUUGAAAAUGUACGAAACAAAUAAGCAACCUGGUUUGAAACCCGGCCUUGCAGGUGCUAUGUUAUUUUGUUAUGAUAUUUCAACAUACCAAAGUAAAGAUGGCAAACCAUUGAGUCGACUGAUGGCCAGUAGAGGGCGAAGUUUCAAGCAGACCUCACUUGCUCUAGUGCAUGAGGUUCACAUCCAGCUUUCCGAGUGGCACCGUGCAAUUUUUCUGCCACAAGCCUGGCUUGCAUAUAUGAGUCGAGCUUACCAUGCCAUUUUACAGGGCAGAAUGGGAGAACUGGACUUGCAGUUGAAACAUGGGAAGGAAGGACCCGAGGAGGUGCAGAACAAAAAAGGCACAGCCUGGCUCUGGGUCCGAGACAUGUUGACUGACGAGAUCACCAAGGCGGCUGUAAAGGAGAGCCCAGUGGUCAAGGGCAACGCGCUGUUAGCCUUAAGCAGCCUCUCUGUGGUCGUAUCCAGACACGAAGCCAGCCUCUCCUCCGACUCUGAGGGGGUCCCGGAGGUUCAGCCUAAUUUCCUUCCAAUGAAAGAGUGGGUUUCCAUGGUGUCUGAUACUCUCCUGGUCAUCGUGGAUAGCCAUUACCAACCAAGAGGACAAAUUUUCUCCUCGUUUUAUUAUAAAUCCUAUUCUGGUGAAAACACAGCCAGUGCCAUUGCCCGCUCUGCUGCUGCCACAGCUUUGUCUCUCCUCGUGCAAGUUUUCAUUAUCUCUUGCAAAGAGAAGGUUGAGGAAAUCCUAAACAUGCUGACUGCCAGGUUACCUGGGAAACCGAGAGCCGAUGAGUCUCAAGCCGUGCAAAUCCACAUGGGCCUCGCUUUGGGGAUGUUUCUCUCUCGCUUGUGUGAGGAGAAACUCAGUGAUAUAUCUGGCCAACAGAUGAACCUUCUUCUGAUGAAGUCUUUGGAUGCCCUGGAAAAUUGCUGCUUUGAUGCUAGUCUUGAAUAUAACACGGGCUGUAUAUUGGGAGUUGGACUGGUUCUGUCCCUCAUGAGCCACAGCAGCCGAAUGGAGUCUCGAGUUCACGUGGCAGCAUCACUUCGGAAGCUCUCUACCUACCUAGAUGACAGUGGGAGCCAAAGCAGAACAUUUCAGGAGGUCCUUGCCUAUACCCUUAGCUGUGUAUGUACAUCAGCAUUCAGUGCCGGAAUCAUUGAGGCGACAGAGGCUGAGGAUAUCAUGAACAAACUUCAGCUGUUGGUAGAAAACAACCAACAGACUUCAGGUUUUGCCCUGGCGUUAGGAAACCUAGUUCAUGGAUUGUCCGUGUGUGGACACGGAAAAGCGGAGGACUUGGGCCACAGGCUGCUCCCUGCCUGGAUCCGAAUUGUUCUAACCGAGGGCACUCCGACAAUGCUCUGUCUGGCAGCGCUACAUGGCAUGGUGGCCUUGGUGGGCUCCGAGGGGGAUGUGAUGCAGUUGAAGUCCGAAGCCAUCCAGACCUCUCAUUUUCAAGCCAGACUUAAUGAAGUCAUUAAAACUGUAACUCAGGUCAUCAGUGUGUCUGGAGUGAUUGGUCUUCAGUCAAACGCUCUCUGGCUUCUGGGCCAUCUCCAUCUGUCUACUCUGUCCUCAAAUCAAAGUAGAACCUCCGUUCCUACCGACUAUAGCUAUUUGCCUGAGAGCAGUUUUAUUAGAGCAGCCAUUGGCUUCUUCAUUACAGGAGGAAAAAAAGGUCCUGAAUUUGUGCCUCCUUCCCUUCUCAAAGUCGUGAUGAAACCCAUCGCCACUGUUGGAGAAAGCUACCAGUAUCCCCCUGUGAGCUGGGCUGCACUCCUCUCGCCACUUAUGAGGCUAAACUUUGGAGAAGAGAUACAGCAACUCUGCCUUGAAAUUAUGGUGACACAGGCGCAAUCAUCCCAGAAUGCAGCCGCACUGUUGGGACUGUGGGUGACACCUCCACUGGUCCAUAGUCUAAGUUUGAGUAUCAAGAAAUACCUCCUGGUGUCUACACCUCUUUGGAUAAAACACGUCUCUGACGAACAGAUCGUGGGUUUUGUCGAAAACUUAAUGGUGGCGGUGUUUAAAGCAGCACCUGCCCCUCCCAGUCCUGAGUUAUGCGCGGGUGCCCUGCAGGGCCUGAGUCAGGCCAUGAGGCUGCCCAGCCCUGCCCACCACCUCUGGAGUCUGCUCUGUGAAGCUACCGGGAAGAUUUUUGACCUUCUGCCAAAUAAGAUUCGGAGAAAUGAUCUAGAGCUGUAUAUCGGUGUAGCAAAAUGCCUCUCAGAAAUGACAGAUGAUGAAGCCAAUCGAGUUGCCCAGAUGACUGAGAGCAGCAUAGAAAAGGCUGCCUUUGUCCGACUGUACUUGGUCUCUCAAGGACGAUUCCCCCUGAUGGGCUUGACGGAUGUACUCGGCGUUGCUGCCCAGCACCGUGACAAAGACGUCCUAGCUUGGAUGACACUGCACAGCUUGUACCAGGCGCGGAUUGUGAGCCAUGCCAACACCGGCGUGUUGAAGAGAAUGGAAUGGCUCUUGGAACUGAUGGGUUAUAUCAGAAAUAUUGCAUACCAGUCUACCUCUAUUCACAGCGUGGCUCUUGACAAGGCCUUGGACUUUUCGUUGCUGAUAUUUGCAACUGCAGUGGUUGCUUGGGCAGACCAUGCAGCCCCUCUCCUCCUCGGCCUCAGUGCCAGUUGGUUGCCAUGGCAUCAGGAAAAUGGCCCGGCUGGGUCAGCUUCAAGCUUCCUUGGCAGGAGUCCAAUGCACAGGGUCACUCUACAGGAGGUUCUCACUCUCCUUCCCGGUAGCAUGCCUGUUCUGCUGCAAAAGGAGCCAUGGAAGGAACAGACCCAGAAGUUCAUUGACUGGCUCUUCAGCAUCAUGGAAAGCCCUAAAGAAGGCCUCUCAGCAAAAUCCAGGGAUCUGUUGAAAGCCACCCUGCUGUCCUUGAGAGUUCUCCCAGAGUUUAAGAAGAAAGCUGUAUGGACCAGAGCAUACGGUUGGUGAAGUUCUGUGGUAGCCGGCAACAUCCUCGGAUGGAUGAGGAAAACCAUAGACAUGGAAGAAGUUUUUCAGAAUUCGUGUUUGGGAUCGCUGAGCCUUGAUGCAGAGAGUUAAGGGUCAUGAGAAAGUGAAGACAUAACUGACAGCUUGUCACACGGGUACCAGGAGAAGGGGGCCUUGCUUCGGUACCCAGGCCAGUUGAGACUCAAACAAGAACUUGAAUUUUCCUUUAUUUGGCAGGGGUUCAAUCUGAAGAUUUUCUUUGCGAAAAUUUGACGACACUAUCUUCUCCCCCAUAAAUUCUAGUAAAAUAAUCUUGUGAA
Messenger RNA from Hyaena hyaena (striped hyena), 5963 nucleotides. It is a transcript of the gene FOCAD, whose product is annotated as focadhesin. The coding region runs from base 226 to 5643 and encodes 1805 amino acids. Gene Ontology annotation, biological process: regulation of post-transcriptional gene silencing. The transcript has 44 exons. NCBI's taxonomy places the organism in Eukaryota, Metazoa, Chordata, Mammalia, Carnivora, Hyaenidae. The record is from RefSeq and is a predicted model, not a curated record.